AAAAAAGUACCAAGUGGCUACAGCUGCAAUUAAGGAACCCCGCCUUUAACGCGCUGUUCUUUCUCUAAAUUACAGUAUUUAUUCCAGUUGUCCCUCACGCGACUAACUCAACAAGCUACUCUCCCUCUCUCUCGCAAACUCAGGCGGUAGUGGGGCUGAAUCUUUUUUUAUUAUUUCAUUAUCGCGAGAGGAGAGUCCGUAAAUCGCCGACCCCGAAGCGGGGGUCCUGACCAGUAGCUCAGAGAAGCCCAGCGCGGAGGAAAGCAACGGUCCAGUGAGUCGCCCAACCCCUGCUCCUUAACAAGGAACUGUCUGCCCUCACCAACACGCCACAGACAUGGAGUAUCUCAAGUUGUUUUUUUUAAUUUGUUUAUCCUGGGCACAGAUUAUUUCUAAUGUCCAGUCAUCCGACAGCAAUCAACAGCCAAUUCCAGCAGAGAAGUUGCUUGUCCUAACCGUCGCAACUCAGGAGACUGACGGUUUUCUCCGCUUCAUGCAGUCAGCCAACUACUUCAACUACACUAUCAAGGUGCUGGGCAUGGGGGAGGAGUGGAGGGGGGGUGACGUUGGACGCUCCAUCGGGGGAGGGCAGAAGGUGAGACUGCUGAAGCAGGCCAUGGAGGGACUGGCGGACCAAGAGGACCUGGUGGUGCUGUCUGUCGACAGUUAUGAUCUCAUUUUUGCGGGCGGGCCAGACGAGAUCCUCAGAAAGUUCCAGGAGGCCAAUCACAAGGUCCUGUUCUCAGCAGAGGGGCUGAUCUGGCCCGACAAACGCCUACAGGACAAAUACCCGGCGGUCCGCAGUGGCAAGCGCUUCCUCAACUCAGGAGGCGUCAUCGGCUACGCCCCGUUUGUAAACCAGAUUGUAGAGCAGUGGAACCUUCAUGACAAUGACGAUGAUCAGCUGUUCUACACCAAAAUAUACCUGGAUCCUCAGCAAAGGGAGAGUCUAAACAUGAGUUUGGACCACAAGUGUCACAUUUUCCAGAAUUUGAAUGGAGCGAUUGACGAGGUACUCCUGAAGUUUGGAACGGAGAGAGUCCGUGUCAGGAACACGGUGUUCGACACGCUUCCUGUGGUCAUCCAUGGCAACGCAAACACCAAAAUUUAUCUAAACUAUCUGGGAAACUACAUUCCCAAUGCCUGGAACUACGAGAGAGGCUGUGGCGUCUGCAACCACAACAUGGUGGAUUUGUCUCAGCUCAAAGAGUAUCCCACUGUGCUGGUCGGAGUUUUCAUCCAACAGCCCACUCCUUUCCUGUCAGAGUUCUUCCACAGGCUCGUGACCCUGGACUACCCAAAAGAUAAACUUAAAAUUUUCGUCCAUAACAACGAGGUUUACCAUGAGAGGCACAUGCAGAGGUUCUGGGAGGAGAGUAAAGACAUAUUUAACAGCUUCAAGGUUGUGGGUCCUGAGGAGAACUUGAGCCAAGGGGAGGCCAGGAAUAUGGGCAUGGAGCUGUGUCGCCAGGACCCCGGCUGUGACCACUACUUCAGCAUAGAUGCCGAUGUGAUGCUCACCAACAAACAGACACUAAAGAUCCUCAUCGAGCAGAACAGAAAAAUAAUUGCUCCCCUUGUCAGUCGGCAUGGCAAGCUGUGGUCCAACUUUUGGGGCGCGUUGAGUCUGGACGGAUACUACGCCCGGUCUGAAGACUACAUUGACAUUGUACAAAGCAAACGGGUGGGAGUCUGGAACAUCCCUUACAUGGCACAUGUGUACUUGAUAAAGGGUGAGGUCCUAAGGAAUGAACUGACUGAGAGGAACCACUUUGUUUUGGAGAAGCUGGAUCCUGACAUGGCUUUGAGCAGACACGCCAGAGAGCUGACCAAUCACAGGGAAAAAGACUCCCCCAACCCGGAAACAUUCCAUAUGCUCAGAGUCCCAAAGGGAAUCUUCAUGUACAUUACAAACCGGCAUGAGUUUGGGAGGCUCAUUUCCACAGCUAACUUUAACACAUCUCACUAUAACAGUGAUCUGUGGCAGAUAUUUGAGAAUCCAGUGGAUUGGAAGGAGAAAUAUAUCCACCCCAACUACACACAGAUCUUUACAGAGAACUACCUAGAACAGCCGUGUCCAGAUGUCUUCUGGUUCCCUGUCUUCUCUGAGAGGGCGUGUGAUGAACUGGUAGAGGAAAUGGAACACUUUGGCUCCUGGUCAGGAGGGCAGCAUGAGGACAAACGGAUUGCCGGUGGCUAUGAGACAGUUCCGACCGAUGAUAUCCACAUGAAGCAGAUCGGUUAUGAGAAGGAGUGGCUACACUUCAUUCGCGAGUUCAUAUCCCCUGUCACCCUCAAAGUCUUCUCAGGCUACUACACCAAGGGCUAUGCAGUGAUGAACUUUGUGGUGAAGUAUACUCCAGGAAGACAGUCAUACUUGAGGCCCCAUCAUGACUCCUCUACAUUCACCAUCAAUGUUGCACUCAACAGUAAAGGCAUCGACUUCCAGGGUGGAGGCUGUCGGUUCCACAGAUAUAACUGUUCCAUAGAAUCUCCAAGGAAGGGGUGGAGCUUCAUGCACCCAGGCCGUCUGACUCACCUCCAUGAAGGACUGCCCACCACCAACGGAACGCGCUACAUUGCCGUCUCCUUCAUAGACCCUUGAACCCUAAACCCUAAACUUUAGGCUAAGAUAGGAUUUUUUUAGAUUGAAUUUCUUUUUAUUUCUUUUUGUCGUAUUCUGUUGGGUCUUAACGAUGCAGUGCCUUGUUGAUGUUGUGCUGGAGGCGCUUCACUUAAAUGUAACUGAUUGUAUGAAAAGAAAAAACAAGACCAAAUGAAUAGUGGGGAAUGUCAUUCCAGUCACACAAUCCCAUUCAUUUGUAACUCUGUUAACCAGAGUGUGGUGCUUCAGGAGACGUGGGGACACUGAGUCUCGGCCAAUCACCAUCUGUCAUUGUUUCAGGUAAAUCUCACUGGACACUGUGGGACACUGUAUGGAUACUGUCAGAACUCAAGAACCGGUCCAUAAUCCAUAAUGUUCAAUGAAUUGUUCUGGCAACGUGCUUUCUCUCUUACCUGUUUUAGAUCACACCUGUUUGUUUAGUUGUUUCAUACUGUCCUUUGAUUACUCUGUUUUUGAAAGAAAAUUCAGAGGCUGCAGGAAAUUUAAAUCAGCAUUUUGAUGAAAAGCUGCGGUUCUUUCUGUCCCAUUAGAUAGCAGGGUUAAAUUGUAAUCAAACCUCCUGUUAGAUCAGUUUUAUUUGUUUUAUUUAUUUAGAAUAAUCAUGUCCUCUUCCGGCAGGGUAAUUUUACUCCUGUGAUGAAACUGGUCGAAAAUCUGAAGGGUUCACCGUUGGUUGUCUAGUUAUGAAACUGUUGUCCAUCCAUCUUCUGUUCACCCCUCCUGUAAACAUGGGUUACAGUUUGUCAACUGAUGAAGCUGUGACAUCAGUCACUAUGAGCCCAACGAGAGAUUCUAUUUUUGUAACUUUGCACA
Messenger RNA from Esox lucius (northern pike), 3439 nucleotides. RefSeq names its product procollagen-lysine, 2-oxoglutarate 5-dioxygenase 2 (gene plod2). Gene Ontology annotation, molecular function: procollagen-lysine 5-dioxygenase activity; L-ascorbic acid binding; iron ion binding. NCBI's taxonomy places the organism in Eukaryota, Metazoa, Chordata, Actinopteri, Esociformes, Esocidae. Gene Ontology annotation, cellular component: endoplasmic reticulum. The record is from RefSeq and is a predicted model, not a curated record. Bases 338 to 2605 code for a protein of 755 amino acids. Gene Ontology annotation, biological process: peptidyl-lysine hydroxylation. The transcript is spliced from 20 exons.